AUGGAAAUAUCCGCGAAUUCCACCACUGCGUCUCUGGAUAGCCGCCAGGAAGGUGAUCUUGCCCUAAUGAAGCAUGGCCUUGUAAAAGCAAGCGGCCUUGAAUCGAGCCCAUCUACUCCAAAUCCAUCCCCAAGCAUCAGCUCUCUAUCAAGACCGACGCCCCAGCAUUCUCGUUCCAAUGAGCGGUUCGAGGCCAUCCUCAGUAUUGGUGGGAUGACUUGUGCAUCUUGUACAAGCGCCAUUGAUAAUGGCCUGUCUUCCAAGGUAUUACCGUUUGUUGAAUCCGUCAAUGUGACAUUGAUGACAAACAGUGCGCGGGUGGUUUUUCAAGGAGAAGAGAACCUGCAGAAGAUCGUCGAUACCAUAGAGGAUCUGGGUUACGACGCUGCCGUACAGCGUUGCGGUGUGAUCAACGCUCAGUCAAAGGAGGUAAAAAGCAAAAUGAAAGAAAGCCAAAGGACGGUGAUGCUGAAGAUAGAUGGCAUGUAUUGCAAACAUUGCACACCCCGAAUUUAUAAAGCGAUCAAGACCAAUUACUCGGGAGCGGUCACCAUCGACAAACCGCCAACGUUGAAGGAUCCCGUCAUGAUAGUCAACUACUCACCUUCUCCGCCUAGCAUCACAAUCAGACACAUCAUCGUUACGAUCAAAUCUGUGGACGAGUCAUUCAACGUCGAAAUUUACACCCCGCCGUCAAUAGAACAAAGGUCUCAAGCCAUGCAGAAGCACGAGCAGUAUCGACUUCUAAUUCGUCUCGUCCUUAGCUUUGUGGUCGCCAUCCCCACAUUGUUGAUAGGAGUGGUGUGGAUGAGCCUAGUGCCGGCGUCCAAUAAGGUCAGACGAUUCUUCGAGCAAGCAGAGUGGGCUGGGACUGUCACUCGUGCUGAUUGGGCUAUGUUCAUUCUGGCGACACCAGUCUUCUUCCUCGCUGCGGAUGUUUUUCACCUGCGCGCUAUUAAGGAGAUACGUGCGCUGUGGCGAAAAGGGAGUAGGGUACCUAUUUAUCAGAGGUUUUACCGCUUCGGCAGUAUGAACUUGCUCGUCUCUGCAGGCACGUCAAUAGCAUAUCUCGCUUCCGUUGCAGUGCUUGGGAUCAACGCCACGACGAGAUCUAAGUCUCUUGGCUCAAAUUCAACAUAUUUUGAUUCUGUCGUUUUUUUAACCUUCUUCAUUCUUAUUGGACGAUACUUAGAAGCUUACAGCAAGGCUAAAACGGGUAACGCUAUUGGGUUGCUGGGGAACCUCCGGCCACGAGAGGCAGUGCUUGCCACAUCUUUAGAGGAAACAAUGCCUGUCGAAGCAGCUUCGGGAGACAGAAACGAAAAGCAGAGAGAAAGCACAUCGCCAACUGAUUCCGAACGAAUUGAUGCGAAUCUUCUAGAAGUAGGAGACAUCGUAAUGGUCCCACAUGGAUCAUCCCCACCCGCAGACGGAACAAUAACAGAAGGCUCCACUGAUUUUAAUGAGAGUUCUCUGACGGGCGAAGCCAGGGCCGUAACCAAGUGCCAGGGUGAAAGGGUCUAUGUUGGAGCUAUCAAUAUUGGAAAUGCCAUCACUGUCAGAGUCACGGACGUCGGUGGUAGCUCCAUGCUCGACCAGAUAGUGGCUGUUGUCCGUGAAGGUCAGACCAAGCGUGCGCCCGUCGAACGAGUAGUCGAUAUCGUGACUGGCUACUUUGUGCCAGUCAUCACUGCCCUAGCGAUCAUUACAUUCGUCAUUUGGCUCUCACUUGGUGAGUCAGGAGCUCUGUCCCACAACUACCUUGGUCGACAGCAAGGAGGUUGGGCUUUUUGGAGCCUCGAAUUUGCGAUUGCAGUUUUUGUUGUAGCAUGUCCUUGUGGAAUUGGUCUUGCAGCUCCGACGGCGCUCUUUGUGGGAAGUGGUCUGGCAGCAAGCCACGGCAUACUUGUUCGUGGAGGAGGCGAGGCCUUCCAGGAGGCCAGCAAAAUCGAUGCGGUGGUCUUCGACAAGACAGGCACACUUACCGAAGGCGGAGAUAUCAAUGUCACUGAUCAUGAGAUGCUUUAUGAAGACAGAGAAGGACGCAUUGCUUGGGCGGUCACUAAGGCUUUGGAAGAGCCGAGUUCGCAUCCACUGGCUCGCGCCAUUCUCGCAUGUGCCUCCACGCAACCUUCUGAGACGAUCCGCACGGUCAAUGGAAUCAAUGAAGAGCCAGGUCGUGGCAUGCGUGGCACGUUUCUCAGCUCCGAUACGUCACAAGACUCAGACUCGGGAAUUUACGAAGCAGCUCUUGGCUCCGAAGCCCUCAUAUCCUCUCUCAUCUCCGACACUCUCACACCCAACUACUUCACUAACACCACACUCUCCCGCUGGAAGUCCGAAUCAAAAUCCGUCGCCCUUCUCGCCAUGCGCCGAAUCCAUGGGUCCAGCGAUCCUGCCUGUGUCGAGGUCUUCUCGGACAGCCAAACACCAUGGACCAUUGCAGCCAUCUUUGCCACCUCUGAUCCUGUUCGUCCCUCCGCCGCUCCUACUAUCUCAGCUCUCCAGUCUAGAGGCAUACCAGUCUACAUGCUCACUGGUGACAACCCAACGACUGCUUCCGCAGUAGCGAGCACCCUUUCCAUCCCCCAAGAUCAUGUCUUCGCAGGCGUCUUACCUACGGAGAAAGCGAGCAAGAUCCGCUCGUUACAGGAAAAUGGACCUCGUCGACAAGGUUCUUCUACAUGGCUUAAGAAACUCUUGGAGAAGAAAGGGUCCGACGAAAAGGAAAAAGAGAGGGCCAUAGUCGCGUUCAUCGGCGACGGCAUCAAUGACGCCCCUGCCCUCACCAUCGCCGACGUCUCCAUCUCCCUUUCUUCCGCUUCCGACAUCGCUAUGCAUAGCUCAUCAUUCAUCCUGCUCUCCUCUUCCCUAGAUUCCGUCAUCACCCUCUUUGACCUCUCGUCAAGGGUGUUCAGAAGGGUCAAGUUCAACUUCGGCUGGGCGGUCAUUUACAACAUCAUCCUCGUGCCAAUCGCAGCCGGAGUGCUUUUCAAGGUCAAGAGUGAGGGAUGGAGACUAGGUCCCGUUUGGGGCAGUGCUGCCAUGGCUCUGAGCAGUCUGUGUGUUGUGGGAAGCAGCUUGGCGCUGAGGUGGGAAGGGGCAUGGUUGGAUAUGUUCAAGAGAAGGAAGGCGGUUGCCCGUGAAGAGUAA
Letharia lupina is the source of this 3153-nucleotide messenger RNA. RefSeq lists its product as uncharacterized. Gene Ontology annotation, cellular component: membrane. Gene Ontology annotation, molecular function: ATP hydrolysis activity; ATP binding; P-type divalent copper transporter activity. The record is from RefSeq and is a predicted model, not a curated record. NCBI's taxonomy places the organism in Eukaryota, Fungi, Ascomycota, Lecanoromycetes, Lecanorales, Parmeliaceae. The transcript is spliced from 2 exons. Gene Ontology annotation, biological process: copper ion homeostasis; monoatomic cation transport. Bases 1 to 3153 code for a protein of 1050 amino acids.